AUGCCGGGUCUCAUCCCCCUUCGCAUGAGCACGCUCAUUUCACCUUCAAAAAUCACAUUCUCUUUCUCAGACGAUAAGUCCGACUACACAUCAUGGGAACCAACACCGUACAGACCAAGAACGCAUGAGAUGGAGCGUAGGCGAACAACACGGGAACGAGUAAUUCCUGAGCCUCUCGUCAUUCCCAAACCAGCUCCCACAACGCCUGCACAAUGGAAGAAAGCUCUAGCUGAGGUCAAGAGGGACUUUGCCAAUCGAAAACAUCGGCAAUGCGCUAUGCGAUGUAAUGAGCUUCUCGAUAACAUGCAAGACUCGAACAAGCCAGAGACGGCAUGCCUCAUCUACAUUCGCUUCUAUGCCGCCUCUGCUCUCGAGAUGCAAGUGCGCUCCCUACAGCACAACUCUCCUUACAGGACGAAGCUCCUCCACCAAGCUCGCCACCACUAUAGCGUCGCCGCCGAUCUCAUCAAAGAGGACGAGGCUGCUAAGCGACGCCCCUCAUCACGCUCUCUCUCUCCAAUGUCCAGCCUUCACACUCCUUUUGGUUCAGACGCCUCGGUCUCCACAGUCUCUACACGAAACUCCUCUCCCUCACUAUCCAUCAGCUCCCUGGAUAGCUGUCUGAAGGGCCGCAACAGCCGGCCCAAGCCAAAGAAGCGCGUCGCCUUCUGCGAUGUACCCUCUUAUGAGCCAUCAUGCGAGCCAUCUUACGAGUCUAGCUAUGAGCCCCUGGUUCGUCCAGACUCUCCCACCCUUGGUUUCGACGACGACUGGGGUUUCCGCCAGCCCAGCCCUGAACCUCCGGCCCUCUACCCGCAGCCCGUCCAGCUCGGCCCCGGAAGGCCACAGUUCCCACUCCCUUCUCCCACAAACUCCGAGUUCAGCGCUGUCCCAGACGACGACGACAGCUAUUUUGAUACCCCUACCACUGCAGACAGCUUUCUCCACGCCCGCUCUGUCCACCACUACUGCACAGUGCUCUCGAGCCUGCAGCGCCAAAUCGCCUCUCACCUGGAAUGGUUGGAGCGCGACAUUGCCGCUGCAGAGAAUCCCAAGCCUGCCCAGAUCCUCAGCGAGGAGAUGCGCGCUCUAGAACUGCGCACGCGCAUCGAGCGGCUCAAGGCCAACGGCUGGAAGAGACAGCGGUUCGACUUCCGACGGUAUGAAGCCCUUCGGGAGAGUGCCAUGGCGGAUAUUGUCUGA
Trichoderma aggressivum f. europaeum is the source of this 1203-nucleotide messenger RNA. RefSeq lists its product as uncharacterized. The transcript is spliced from 2 exons. The record is from RefSeq and is a predicted model, not a curated record. The coding region runs from base 1 to 1203 and encodes 400 amino acids. Lineage: Eukaryota; Fungi; Ascomycota; Sordariomycetes; Hypocreales; Hypocreaceae.